AUGGAGUACUUGAAAUGUAAGUGCGGUGAUUUAACGCACGAGUCUGACAUGGUAGUGAAGCUAGAUUCUCAGGCCAUUCGAAAAAGGGAUAGUUUCAAGUAUCUUGGAUCGAAUAGAGAGAUCGAUGAGGAUGUCAUGCGUCGUAUUGAUGCAUGGUGGUUGAAAUGGAGGCUCGCUUCGAAAGUCUUAUAUGAUAAGAAAGUGUCUCCUAAGCUUAAAGAGUGUUGGCCAGUUAAAAACUCUCACAUUCAAACCUUGAAGGUGACAAAGAUGAGGAUCUUAGAGAUGGACUUCGAUGGAAGACAAGAUGUCGAAAGUGAGAUGCGGAGGUGCACAAAUGUUCCGGUACAGAGGUGUGAGAAGCUGACGUGA
This is a messenger RNA of Capsicum annuum, 372 nucleotides long. RefSeq lists its product as uncharacterized. The record is from RefSeq and is a predicted model, not a curated record. Bases 1 to 372 code for a protein of 123 amino acids. The transcript is spliced from 2 exons. Lineage: Eukaryota; Viridiplantae; Streptophyta; Magnoliopsida; Solanales; Solanaceae.